AUGUGGCAUCUGGUUCCUGGGGAUCCCGAUGCACGCCGGGGACGGGUGAGGCCGGGCAAGCGGGAUCUCGAAAAAGAGGCUGAGAAGCCGGGGCAGCGAGUCAAGUAUGGAGCGAGGCUUGAGCCGAUCCAAGCCCGUGAUCCCGUGAUGCUCCGGUACGUGGAGUGGAAGCCGGGGGCGGUAGCUGUAGCCGAACGGUCAAGCACCGAGAAGCAGCCUCACGGCGACAAACGACAAACGGGCUGGAUCGGGCAGCAGGGAUUAUUCGGGAACAAUACUGAUUGGAAGUGUCAAUCGAGUAACGUCUUCGCUAGAAGGAUCGAUAUCAUGAACUGA
Molecule: messenger RNA, 336 nt
Organism: Fusarium graminearum PH-1
Lineage: Eukaryota; Fungi; Ascomycota; Sordariomycetes; Hypocreales; Nectriaceae
Exons: 3
Coding region: 1-336 (111 amino acids)
Source: RefSeq, a predicted model, not a curated record